Malassezia globosa CBS 7966 is the source of this 1719-nucleotide messenger RNA. RefSeq lists its product as uncharacterized. Gene Ontology annotation, cellular component: nucleus. The record is from RefSeq and is a predicted model, not a curated record. Gene Ontology annotation, biological process: DNA recombination; mismatch repair; DNA double-strand break processing. The transcript has a single exon. Bases 1 to 1719 code for a protein of 572 amino acids. Lineage: Eukaryota; Fungi; Basidiomycota; Malasseziomycetes; Malasseziales; Malasseziaceae. Gene Ontology annotation, molecular function: DNA binding; 5'-flap endonuclease activity; 5'-3' DNA exonuclease activity.
AUGAGUAAACGGGACAGUGUGUCUAACCUGACCUACAGACGUCGCCAGGAACAUCGCACUCGUGGCCUUCAGUACUACCGCGAGAAGCGUGGCUCAGCUGCGCGUGAUGCAUUCGUGCGUAGCAUCGAUGUUACGCCGUCGAUGGCCUAUGAGUUGAUCAAGAUCUUGCGUGCACAGGGUAUACCUUACGUUGUUGCACCGUAUGAAGCUGAUGCACAGCUGGCCUACCUGGAACAAGAAGGUCUGAUCGAUGCUAUCAUCACGGAAGACUCCGACCUGCUUGUGUUUGGGUGCAAGACUGUUUUGUUCAAACUCGAUACCUAUGGUCACUGUGUUGAAAUCCAACGCGAUCGCUUUGUGCACGCCAAGCAGCUCGCCUUCGACGGAUGGUCACUCGACGACUUUCGCCGGAUGGCCAUUCUCUCUGGCUGUGACUAUCUGCCAUCCAUCACAGGCAUGGGCCUGAAGAACGCGCACAAAUUUCUCCGCAAGUACGAGUCCAUUGAGCGCGUUCUUCGUGUUUUACAGCUCGAAGGAAAGAUGCACGUGCCGCCCGCGUACGCGGCUGACUUUGCACGGGCCGAAUUCACUUUUGCACACCAGCGAGUAUGGGAUCCACGCGGACCUGGCUCCUUGACGACAUUAGCGCCUCUUCCGUGUGACAUAAAUGAGGACUUGUUGGCCUGCAUCGGCAUCCCACCGUCACUCGAAGAGGCACGUGCGAUCGCACAUGGUGAUCUGUGCCCCAUCACGCGCCAGCCUCUCUCACGUCCUGCUCUUGGCAUCGCACUGGCACCUGCUCAAUCCGUGCUAUCAAGUCACUCAGUGCACGCAGGACAUCCAGGACGAGCGCCUCAACAAACACUCCAUUCUUUCUUCCGAUCUUCGGCGUCUGCGGCGCCUCCAAGGAUGUCGUUGGCCGUGUCGAAAGACAAGGUGGAUCGUGCAGAUUCAUCCACUAGCUCGACGACGACAACUUCUUCUUCUUGUGCGUCUCUAUUGGACACCGCAUCACGCUCAACGCCAUGCACAUCGCCCGCACACAGUGUCAGCGGUUCCGGCACAGACGGAGAAGCUGAUGUUGAUGAGAAAUCCAAAGGCACGACACCACCGCCUUCAUCGCCAGAUGCACAGAGCGAGAGCGAUGUGGUGGAUGCGUGUGUCUCGAGUCCGGCAUCGUCGCCACCACCCCCCUUUGCACCGCUGGCCAAGGUAGCCGUGAACCCCAUGCACAGCACACCUGCACGUCGUGCAUCGCCGCCGCCAGUCACACCCAUGUCGACAGGGCUUGCAUGGCAUGAUACAAGUGAGAGUGCCGAGCAUGAUAUGGCCCGUCGAUCUGCCUGGUUUCAACGAUUCAAGUACUCGGGCACGCGCGCACGACAUGUAGUAUUACCGAAAUCGCUGCCAUCUAUGCCACGUACGCCACCAACGCCGGUGCCGAAACCAGACCGACGUUUACGACUCGGCAAACGUCCUAGUCCUCCUCCUUCUGCGGCGGAAUCCCCAACGACGAAGCGCAUGGCUCUUGAUACCCCCCAACAUCCAGAUGUACCUGCCGAGGCAUCCAUGGCUAUGCGUACUUUACCAAGCAUGUCAACAACACUAGCCACACCAGAAACGCUGGCUUCGCGAGCGACUGCCCCAGUUUCCUCAGCGGGGACGAGUGUGGGGCAUGGCAGCAUGAAACUUUUGCAAUUCCAAUAUAGACAGAGUUAG